UUUCUGCUCUGUUUGGGCUUCGGUGCGGGUUGAACGGUCUUCUGAAGCAGAUCAGCUUCUUAACUCAUUUCAAAGUGAAAAAGAUAAGAAAAAAAAAGAAAAAAGGAGUUGGUAAACACUCGUGAGACUCCCGUCAUCCUCUAGCAAAUUGUGAGGUUUACAUACUUAUGCCUGGGCUGCCGUUAUCUGAAGACAAUUGUAAGCUUACUGUUAACAGCAACCAGCGUCUAUAUGAGAACUUUGCAAGUCGUAAGUUGACCGCAAAGCAGUAUUCUUGUGAACAAAACCCAAGGAGGUCCUACAGAAUAUACUAUGAUGUCUGUUAUUGCUCAUUUGCAAUGACGAUUUAUAUUUAUCCGUCAAAACGCCCGUAUAAGUUUACCUUAAGCUGCUAGCCAAGUGAAGCUAACGUGGUGAACGUGCCUCUGGUUACUGUUCCCAACAUCUGGCCUCCUGGUUAUGCAACUCUGUUGUGUUCAUUUAAAGCUCGCAGGCCACAUCGAGUGGUUGGACGACUGCCCAGCCUGCCUCAUACCUAGUUUUCAGAGUGUGUGACAAGCUGUCAGCUGAACACUACAUGACUAACGGAAGAUAACAAAAAACCAGCAGAACUUGUGCCGCCAUCAUGUCCGCAGACACUGACCAGGACCCACCGCAGUUUGUUAAUCCCCCACCUCCUGAGGUGACCAGUCCCAACAAGCCAGGCCGGAGGACCAACCAGCUGCAGUUUAUGCAGAAUGUAGUGAUCAGAUCUCUGUGGCGGCACCAGUUCGCCUGGCCUUUUUACCAGCCCGUCGAUGCAGUCGCUCUUGGACUGCCAGACUAUCAUAAGAUAAUAACAUCUCCCAUGGACAUGGGAACCAUCAAGAAACGACUAGAGAACAACUAUUAUUGGAGUGCGAGUGAAUGCAUGCAGGACUUCAACACCAUGUUCACUAACUGCUACAUAUAUAACAAGCCUACAGAUGACAUUGUCUUGAUGGCUCUCGCCUUGGAAAAGAUUUACUUGCAAAAAGUUGCACAGAUGCCUCAAAGAGAAGUGGAAAUUCUUCCUCAUGCUGCCAAAGCGAAGGGCAAAAAAAGUAGCACACAAGAAAGCAGGAAGAGGCGUGAGAGUUCGAGCCGUGCCAAGAGCGACUUUGAAGAGGAGUCGCCUCAACAGCAAGCUGAGCCCUGUGGCCUGAGUGAACAGCUUAAAUACUGCAGCAGCAUCCUGAGGGAAAUGUUCUCUAAGAAACAUUCCGCCUAUGCCUGGCCUUUCUAUACGCCUGUAGACGCAGAAGCUCUGCAGCUGCACGAUUAUCAUGACAUCAUCAAGUACCCCAUGGAUCUCAGCACCGUUAAAAAAAAGAUGGAUGCAGGAGAGUACCAGGAUGCACAAGCAUUCGCUGCUGAUGUUAGGUUAAUUUUUUCUAACUGCUACAAAUACAAUCCUGCACACCAUGAUGUUGUUAUUAAGGCCAGAAAACUUCAGGGGGUUUUCGAGCAAAGGUUCGCAAAGAUGCCAGACGAACACGUGGAGGUGACCUCAGAAGCAGGUGCCAGUUUGGAGAAAUCGGAGUCUGCAGAGGAGCGUGCCACCCAACUUGCUGAGUUGCAAGAACAGGUGGGUGCAGAUCAGCUUAAAGCUGUUCAUGGACAGCUUGCUGCUUUGUCUGAAGCCCCUUUGAGUAAACCGAAGAAGAAAAAAGAAAAGGACAAGAAAGACAACAGCCAGCAAAACAUAGGAGCAAUGAAUUCCAAAUGUACGUCAAAUUCCUGCACCAGGUAUUCACAGAAAGGAAGCAAAGAACGGGAGUCAGAAGAUGAAUGUUUGCCGAUGACUUACGAUGAAAAGCACCAGCUGAGCCUGGACAUUAACCGGUUACCUGGCAUGAAGCUGGGCCACGUGGUGCACAUCAUUCAGAGCCGGGAGCCCUCAGUGUCCAACACCAACCCAGAUGAAAUUGAAAUUGACUUUGAGACACUGAGGCCAUCCACUCUGCGUGCUCUGGAGCAAUACGUCAAGGCAUGCCUCUGUAAGAAGUUUAAGAAAUUUCAAAAGAAAAGCCGUCAGACCGCAUCUCAUCGCACCAGCAGCAGCAGCAGUUCUUCAGAUUCUGCCAAGAGCAGCUUCACUGACUCUAGCACAGAAGACAGUGACUCAUGAUCACUGUAUUGAUUUUAUUUAUUUUUGCUAUUGUGACCAAAAGACAUUUCCUCAAAAAAAUAUGAAAUCUUUCUAUUUUGUUAUAUGUGCAUUAUGUUAAAAAUUAAAAUUC
Archocentrus centrarchus (flier cichlid) is the source of this 2261-nucleotide messenger RNA. Its product is annotated as bromodomain-containing protein 3-like. The transcript has 10 exons. Gene Ontology annotation, cellular component: nucleus; chromatin. The coding region runs from base 626 to 2149 and encodes 507 amino acids. Lineage: Eukaryota; Metazoa; Chordata; Actinopteri; Cichliformes; Cichlidae. The record is from RefSeq and is a predicted model, not a curated record. Gene Ontology annotation, biological process: chromatin remodeling; regulation of DNA-templated transcription.